Messenger RNA from Vigna angularis (adzuki bean), 1737 nucleotides. RefSeq lists its product as uncharacterized. Gene Ontology annotation, molecular function: nucleic acid binding; RNA-DNA hybrid ribonuclease activity. The record is from RefSeq and is a predicted model, not a curated record. Lineage: Eukaryota; Viridiplantae; Streptophyta; Magnoliopsida; Fabales; Fabaceae. The transcript is spliced from 4 exons. The coding region runs from base 1 to 1737 and encodes 578 amino acids.
AUGCGGUUGAAUCCCGCCAAGUGCAUCUUCGGUGUACCGAAUGGAAAGUUUUUGGGGUUUAUGUUAACCUCUCGAGGCAUUGAGGCCAAUCCUGAAAAAUGUCGAACGGUCUUGGAGAUGAGGAGCCCUAGCAACUUGAAAGAAACUCAACGCUUAGUGGGCAGGUUAACAUCCCUAUCGCGUUUCAUCCCAAAGUUAGUAGAGCACGUUCGGUCAAUGCUUAGAAAUAUGAAAAAAGGGGUCACUCAACACUGGGACAACCAGUGUCCAAAAGCUUUUGAUAAGGUCAAGGAUGUAUUAGCCAAUCCACCUAUCAUGGCCCGACCGGUGCAGGGGCAUGACCUGCAGCUAUACUUAGCCACAUCGCACAACAUGACCAAUGCAGCCCUCAUCCAAGAAGCUCCUGAUUUCAGGCUAGUUUACUUUGUUAGUCGAACGUUGCAAGGGCCGGAAGAGCGGUAUUCCCAAAUAGAGAAGGUAGCCUUAGCCUUACUCACAAUCGUUCGGCGUUUGCGAUCAUACUUUCAAAGUCAUCAGGUGGUGGUAAGGACUGAUAAUCCCAUAGCCAAAAUACUCAGAAAGCCUGAUUUGGCUAGAAGAAUGUUAGUGUCUGCAUCUAAUGACGCCAAGUGGCCUUGGCUUCUUCAUGUAGAUGGUUCCAUUGACAGAAGAGGCAGCGAAGCUGGCAUUGUAUUGGAGGGACCGAACAGUAUUUCCGUAGACCAAGCAGUAAUUUUCAAAUUUCACGUUAGCAAUAAUCAAGUUGAGUACGAAGCACUGAUUGUCGGUCUAACAUUAGCCAAGGAAUUAGGAAUCACUAAUUUAGAGUGCCGAAUGGAUUCUCAGAUAGUGGUCGGUCACUUAAAAGGAACGUUCCAGGUCAAAGACAAUCAGCUGUUGCGAUAUUUCCAUCAAGCCACCCACUUGUUCAAGAGUUUUCCCACCAUCGACAUUGCGUAUAUCCCACGGGAACAAAAUUCCCGAGCGGACCUCCUCUCAAAACUUGCCCAUUCAAGGGGAAAAGGCCAACUGUCCUCGGUCAUCAAGGUAACACUUGACAAACCAGCAAUUGAAGUCCUCGCCACUAACACGGCAACUCCUAUAGUAGACUGGCGUAAAGAUAUUCAUGAUCUAAUGAAAAGACAAGAACGGGGAGAGCAAGUUAGUAUCGCUGAGUCUAAACGCAUUGCCAGAUUUUUCUUUGUAGGUGAAGAUUUGUACAAGAGGGGAUACACCACACCGCUACUAAAAUGCUUAUCCGAAGAGCAAGUUGUUUACGUCUUGAGAGAACUUCACCAUGGUGUAUGCGGUUCACACUCGGGAAGGCACACUCUAAAAGCCCGAGCGUUGCGAGCCGGAUACUAUUGGCCGACUAUGGAUCGUGAUUGUGAUUUGUUGAUCAAUAAAUGUAUACCCUGCCAGGAACACGACAAUCACGUACGGAUCCCACCGGAAGAGUUACAUGAUAAUGGUCGGCAGUUUAUUGAUAUAAAACUGGCAGAAUUCUUGCUGGGAAUCAAGCACGUCACCAGUUCAGUCGAACAUCCUUACACUAAUGGGCAAGCAGAAGCUGCUAACAAAGCCGUAAUAGCAAAGUUGAAAAGAAAGUUGGGCGACGCUAAAGUUGUCAUGCUCCCAGUUGAAGUAGGAGAACCCUCAUUGAGGAGAGACAUUCAGGAUAUGAAUAUCAACAACGAGAAACUACGGCUUAACCUUGACACUUUGUCCGACAAAUGA